Messenger RNA from Trichechus manatus latirostris (Florida manatee), 5641 nucleotides. RefSeq names its product nucleoporin 155 (gene NUP155). Gene Ontology annotation, biological process: protein localization to nuclear inner membrane; transcription-dependent tethering of RNA polymerase II gene DNA at nuclear periphery; RNA export from nucleus. Gene Ontology annotation, cellular component: nuclear pore inner ring; nuclear pore. The record is from RefSeq and is a predicted model, not a curated record. Gene Ontology annotation, molecular function: protein binding; structural constituent of nuclear pore. The coding region runs from base 1855 to 5577 and encodes 1240 amino acids. NCBI's taxonomy places the organism in Eukaryota, Metazoa, Chordata, Mammalia, Sirenia, Trichechidae. The transcript has 32 exons.
UAACCUUCCAGAGAUCAGUUCCAUCCGAAGAGUUCCUCUCCCACCUGAACUUGUUGAACAGUUUGGGCGUAUCCUAUUACUUUCUAUUUAACCGUUUAGAAAGUGUUGAAAUUCGUAUUCUCAUUAUUAUAAUUGUUUUGUGUUUAUGUUAUAUUUAAGUUCAUUUAAAGGUUUUAUUUAAAAUACAUUGAAGUAUAUGGGUAGAUUGCAGUUUGCCUAGUAAUUUUUGUAUAAAAUUUGAUUUUGGAAAUUGAGUCCCAUUUUAAUUGUUUGGGCACAUUUAAGAGAAUGAAUUGUUUAAAAUUAACUGCAUUUUUUAAUGAUUUAUUGCAAAGUAUUACUUUCCAACUAAGUGCUAUACGGGGACAUUUUUACUACCACAGUUUUUCAUUGUAAAGACUUGUGUUUUUGUUCUCAUAUUUUAACAUUUUGAAACUCGGAUGUGGCUCAAAAUGUUCAAAACAAACAAAAAACUGCCAGGUAUUUCUUUUUUCUCUUAAAAAAAGUUGUUGGUAUGCUUUUACACUUAACAUUGUCUUAGAAUUGAGGAAGUUUAGAAAUGAUUGCAUUUCUAAGGAUCGUAGUAAGAAUCUGUAUCUCAAGGUAUGAGAAACUCCGAUACUAAUGGCAUAUUUUCUAGACCGAGUAGCUAGAGGAAUUUUCUUACCCUCUAAAAAUAAAGAUUUUGUUUAUCUUAAAAUACGGCAUACCCUAUAAAAAGCCCCAGGCUUACAGUUAUUUGCUAGAAAGCAUUUAAAUGAAUCUGUAUCUCUCAUUAUAAAGAGAUCAAGAUGCUAUACAAAAACUUAAUCUGAGACUUUUUAAAGUAUAUUAAUUUAUUUAAAAGUAAAGAAUUAUUAUGAUUUCAAUACAGAGUGAUUUAGGAAGGGAAAGGAAAUGGAAAAUUAGGAAAAAUAUUUCUGAAGUAAGUAGAAAAAUUAGCAUUAUCUAAUAGAUAUUUUCCCUAAAGCUUUCAGUGUUUCUCUGAGUUUUUGUAAAAUAGUAUUGUCAAAUAUAUAAUGCACUUUAUCCCAUACUCUGCGCUUUCUUGGUUCCUUAAUAUUCUUCUUUAACCCUUUGAUUUAAUCCUUUGAUAUUAUACUCUUCAUGAGACAUUUUUUUAAAUUAGGAAGUGAUUUUAUUUUCAUGGUUAUUUCAUUGUCUUAUAUUACAGAACAUAGUUUUUCAUCUAUUUUUCAAUUGCAUUAUUUAUAAGAGGCUUGCAAAUUGUCACCUGGCUAUGACUUUAGGGUAAUAUGUGCCUUUUUGUCACUGUUGCUCUUUUACUGCUGUAAAAACUGGUCCAGUAAGAUAGUUUUAUUUUUUGGUUUUUGUUACUGUUGAGAAUAAGAUAGUUUUUUUAAUAUCAAAAAUCAGUGAUAUUCAUAAUUAUUAUUUUUUUGAACUUGGUAAUGGUAAGAACAUUACCAUUGUCUUUCAAAAUACAUUUUAACCAAUGAGGAUGGCUGUACAACAUAAUUGAUGUCGCUAAAUUGUACACAUGACAAACGUUGAAGUGGCAAACAUGUUCUGUAUUUUUUUACAAUUAAAAAAUAACAUUUUAAAUGGUCAGUUAGCAUUACUUAGCAAUUGUAAAAUUUUAAGUGUUUCUCGUACACUAUGGCUAAGGUAUUCCAUUUGUUAUUUAUGUUAAAGAGUGGAUAAAUUUAUGAUAUUUUAAUCAUUAAUUUUCAACCAAAAGCUUUUGAAACAAGUUUAAGAAAGAUGAGAUUGAAAUCUUUCUACCUUACAUCCACACUAUCUCAGAUAUGCAGUGUAACUGCAUGAUGGGAGUGUUCCCUCCCAUCAGCAGAGCUUGGCUUACAAUUGACAGUGAUAUAUUCAUGUGGAACUAUGAAGAUGGGUAUCUUUCAGCCUCAUGUACGACACCUCCUGGUUUUAGCAACUCCUGUGGAUAUAGUGAUUCUUGGACUCAGCUAUGCUAAUUUACAAACAGGUUCUGGAGUUCUUAAUGACAGUAUGUCUGGUGGAAUGCAGUUGCUUCCAGAUCCUUUAUAUUCUCUUCCCACUGAUAAUACUUAUCUUUUAACGAUAACUUCCACUGAUAGUGGCAGAAUUUUCUUGGCUGGAAAGGAUGGCUGUUUAUAUGAAGUAGCAUACCAAGCAGAAGCAGGUUGGUUUAGCCAAAGAUGCAGGAAAAUAAACCACUCAAAGAGUGCACUUUCUUUCCUUGUUCCUUCCUUGCUACAAUUCACAUUUUCAGAAGAUGAUCCUAUCGUUCAAAUUGCAGUUGAUAAUUCUAGAAAUAUUUUAUAUACACGAUCUGAGAAAGGAGUAAUACAAGUUUAUGAUUUGGGCCAAGACGGACAAGGAAUGAGCAGAGUUGCUUCUGUUUCACAGAAUUCUAUUGUCUCUGCUGCUGGAAACAUUGCUAGGACAAUAGAUCGUUCUGUUUUUAAGCCAAUUGUUCAAAUAGCAGUGAUUGAAAAUUCUGAAUCUCUCGACUGUCAGUUAUUGGCUGUCACACAUGCAGGUGUAAGGUUUUAUUUCAGCACAUGUCCAUUCAGACAGCCAUUAGCACGGCCCAAUACGUUGACACUGGUUCAUGUUCGUUUACCUCCUGGAUUUUCAGCAUCUUCAACUGUGGAAAAACCUUCAAAAGUGCAUAAAGCUCUUUAUAGUAAAGGAAUUCUGUUGAUGACAGCCUCAGAAAAUGAAGAUAAUGAUAUUUUGUGGUGUGUUAACCAUGAUACAUUUCCUUUCCAAAAGCCACUGAUGGAAACUCAAAUGACUACCCGCGUUGAUGGUCAUUCCUGGGCUCUAUCUGCAAUAGAUGAAUUGAAAGUAGAUAAGAUAAUUACACCAUUAAAUAAGGAUCAUAUUCCAAUAACUGACUCACCAGUUGCUGUCCAGCAGCACAUGUUGCCUCCAAAGAAGUUUGUUCUCCUCUCCGCGCAGGGAAGUCUUAUGUUUCAUAAACUUAGACCUGUAGAUCAACUGAGGCAUCUCCUUGUGAGUAAUGUGGGUGGAGAUGGAGAAGAGAUUGAAAGAUUCUUUAAAUUACACCAGGAAGACCAGGCAUGUGCAACUUGCCUUAUCCUUGCUUGCUCCACUGCUGCCUGUGACAGAGAAAUAUCUGCUUGGGCUACUCGAGCUUUCUUCAGAUACGGCGGUGAAGCACAGAUGAGAUUUCCAGCCACUCUUCCCCCUCCGAGUAAUGUUGGUCCCAUCUUGGGGUCUCCUGUCUAUUCUAGUUCUCCUGUACCUAGUAGUAGUCCAUAUCCAAAUCCAACCUUUCUGGGAACACCACCUCAAGGUUUGCAGCCUCCUGCCAUGUCAACACCAAUGUAUGCUGUGGGAAACCCAGCAACUCAGGCCACAAGUAUGAGUUGUAUGACUGGACCAGAGAUUGUGUACUCUGGAAAACACAAUGGUAUUUGCAUUUACUUUUCUCGAAUUAUGGGAAAUAUUUGGGAUGCUAGUUUAGUUGUGGAGAGAGUGUUCAAGAGUGGCAAUAGAGAGAUCACUGCUAUUGAAAGUAGUGUUCCCUCCCAACUGCUGGAGUCAGUGCUACUAGAGCUAAAAGGUUUACAAGAAUUUCUAGACAGAAACUCCCAAUUCGCAGGAGGACCAUUAGGAAAUCCAACUACUACUGCUAAAGUGCAGCAGAGACUGAUGGGAUUCAUGCGUCCUGAAAAUGGAAAUACCCAGCAAAUGCAACAGGAGCUGCAGAGGAAGUUUCAUGAGGCCCAACUGAGUGAAAAAGUUUCGCUUCAGGGAAUCCAGCAAUUGGUUCGAAAAUCAUACCAGGCUCUGGCUUUAUGGAAACUUCUUUGUGAACAUCAGUUCGCUGUCAUUGUAGGAGAACUUCAGAAGGAAUUCCAAGAGCAGUUAAAGAUCACCACCUUCAAAGAUCUGGUAAUCAGGGACAAAGAACUGACAGGGGCAUUAAUUGCUUCUCUCAUCAACUGCUACAUCAGAGAUAAUGCUGCUGUUGAUGGCAUUAGUUUACACUUACAGGAUAUCUGCCCUCUUCUGUAUAGCACUGAUGAUGCAAUUUGUUCUAAGGCAAAUGAACUGCUUCAGCGUUCCCGACAAGUUCAAAAUAAGAUUGAAAAGGAAAGAAUGUUAAGGGAAUCAUUAAAGGAGUAUCAGAAAAUCAGCAAUCAAGUGGACCUUUCCAGUGUUUGUGCCCAGUAUAGACAAGUGCGUUUUUAUGAGGGUGUGGUGGAACUCUCUCUCACUGCUGCAGAGAAAAAAGAUCCUCAGGGUCUUGGACUUCAUUUCUAUAAGCAUGGAGAGCCAGAAGAGGACAUAGUAGGACUUCAGGCUUUCCAAGAAAGAUUGAACAGUUAUAAGUGCAUUACAGACACACUUCAAGAACUGGUAAAUCAAAGUAAGGCUGCUCCUCAGUCUCCUAGUGUACCCAAAAAACCUGGUCCUCCAGUGUUGUCAUCUGAUCCCAAUAUGUUGAGUAAUGAAGAAGCAGGACAUCAUUUCGAACAAAUGCUUAAAUUGGCUCAGCGAUCCAAAGAUGAGCUCUUUAGUAUUGCCCUUUAUAACUGGCUAAUACAAGCUGACCUUGCAGAUAAGCUGUUACAGAUUACUUCUCCAUUUCUGGAGCCACACCUGGUCCGAAUGGCAAAGAUUGAUCAAAAUAAAGUUCAUUAUAUGGAUUUACUCUGGAGGUAUUAUGAGAAGAAUAGAAGUUUUAGUAAUGCUGCUCGUGUACUGUCCAAACUGGCUGACAUGCACAGCACAGAAAUUUCACUUCAACAACGCCUAGAGUACAUUGCUCGAGCCAUUCUUAGUGCCAAAAGUUCCACUGCCAUUUCAUCAAUAGCUGCAGAUGGUGAAUUCCUUCAUGAACUGGAAGAAAAAAUGGAAGUUGCUAGGAUCCAGCUUCAGAUACAAGAGACACUACAAAGGCAAUAUUCCCAUCAUUCUUCUGUACAGGAUGCAAUUUCUCAGCUGGAUUCUGAGCUAAUGGACAUAACGAAGCUUUAUGGAGAAUUUGCUGACCCAUUUAAACUUGCAGAGUGUAAACUGGCAAUAAUUCAUUGUGCUGGUUAUUCAGACCCUAUAUUGGUACAGACCCUUUGGCAAGAUAUCAUAGAGAAAGAAUUGAAUGAUAGUGUGGCAAUGAGCUCGCCGGAUAGAAUGCAUGCUCUUAGUCUCAAGAUAGUGCUCCUUGGCAAAAUUUAUGCUGGCACACCUCGUUUCUUUCCUCUAGAUUUUAUUGUACAGUUCUUAGAGCAGCAGGUUUGUACUUUGAACUGGGAUGUGGGCUUUGUAAUACAGACAAUGAAUGAAAUUGGAGUCCCAUUACCUAGACUACUGGAAGUGUACGAUCAGUUAUUCAAAUCACGGGAUCCAUUCUGGAACAGAAUGAAGAAGCCACUUCACCUUUUGGAUUGUAUACAUGUACUGUUGACAAGAUAUGUUGAGAAUCCUAGCCAAGUUCUAAAUUGUGAGAGGAGAAGAUUUACAAAUCUCUGCCUGGAUGCUGUUUGUGGUUAUCUGGUUGAGCUCCAAUCUAUGAGCUCUUCAGUAGCAGUACAAGCCAUUACAGGGAAUUUUAAAUCUCUUCAAGCGAAAUUAGAACGCCUUCAUUAAUUAUUGUAAUGUAUUUUCAUCCAUGCAUUUUGAUCUGUAAAAUAAAAGCUCAGCUGGGUCCAGA